This is a messenger RNA of Dermatophagoides pteronyssinus (European house dust mite), 1116 nucleotides long. RefSeq lists its product as uncharacterized. Lineage: Eukaryota; Metazoa; Arthropoda; Arachnida; Sarcoptiformes; Pyroglyphidae. The record is from RefSeq and is a predicted model, not a curated record.
UAAUGGAAAAGAAAUUAAUUUCAUCUGAUAAAAAAUCCUUAAAUGAUUUAAAAAAACAAAUAACAAUAAUAUUAGAACGUUUUGAUUAUGGUAUAUAUGAACAUAAUUUAAAUUUUGAUGAAUUUGAUCCGAAAAUUCAACAAAAAUUACAUUUAAAAUCUGAAGAAAUUUUUGAAAUUUUAUCACAACAAACCGAUGAUAAUAAUGUUGAUGAUCGAUUAAUAAAUUAUUACAUAAAUAAUCGACGACAACUUUAUGAAAAAUAUUUUCGUCGUUUAGAUAAAUUGCGUCAAGAACAAAAUCAAGACAAUGAUGACGAUGAUGAUGAUGGUAAUCGAUCGGGUAUCUGGUCAAAUCAAGGUGAACUAAAAUAUGGUUUAUGGCAUAAUUGUUUAUUUACCAAAAUGAAACGUUCAUCAACAUCACAUUUAUUUGAUCGUCGUUUAACAAGUAUGGCUAUGUAUUAAGAAAAAUUAAUCUAUUUUACACCAAAUGCAAAAAUACCUGUAAAAAUAUCCGAAUUAUUGGAUACCGAACGUAAUAUUCUAGUGAUACCUGGUCAUUAUUCACGUAAUCUUCGUGAUCCAGUAUUUAAUCGUAUUAAUCGAUUGGCGAAUCAAUCAAAAUCAAUAUUAGUACGUCGGCUACCGACCAUAGAACAUAUUGUUUGGAAUAAAUUUCAUGGCGUUAUAUCAUGGACAUUAUUCUUAUCAAUUCUACAUGAUAUUUGUCAAAAUCCAAAUGAUAAUUGGAAUAAUGUUUUUAAACGUUAUUUACUUGAAAUGGAAUUAAUAAAAUCCGAUACAGAAUUAUCUCGAGAAAUGAAUCAUGCACAACAAAUACGAAUGAAACGUGAACAACAAAUUCAAAAUUUUAUUCAUUCAAAAACAAAACAAAACAAAAAAAUGAUUGUAGAAAAAAAGAAAAACAAAAUUUGAAAUAAAAAACUUUUUUUUUCAAAAAUUCAAAAACAAUCCUGACCAGCGACUAUUUCCACCUUCUGGGUAUGGUGGGUGAAAUUAAAACAACAAAAAGAAGGGGGUGGUGGCAAUAUUUUUGGUGUUCGAUCUGUUCAUUGUUGUUUGUUGAUGUUUUGAUUUAUCAAAUUCGUCAAGA